AUGCGCGCUUUUCUACUGCUACUCUUUACGCUUACGGUUUAUACCGCGGCUCAAAUGCAGGGGAUGAACAAGAAAUGUCGCGAGAAGGUGCAGGUCCGCAUCCAUGAGAUUUGUCCGGCGCGCCUGGUACCGAUCGAAUUGCUUACUGAUGGCGACAUUUGGCUGAGCAAGUGCUGCGGAGCUUCAGAGCGCCCGGACAAUGCGCCGAUUCUGUGCGACGAUGCCUAUCUCAAGAAGACCUUUUGCCCG
Molecule: messenger RNA, 249 nt
Organism: Mesorhabditis spiculigera
Lineage: Eukaryota; Metazoa; Nematoda; Chromadorea; Rhabditida; Rhabditidae
Source: the annotation of a GenBank genome assembly